Messenger RNA from Linderina pennispora, 1801 nucleotides. RefSeq names its product beta-1,3-glucanosyltransferase. Bases 106 to 1689 code for a protein of 527 amino acids. Gene Ontology annotation, biological process: fungal-type cell wall (1->3)-beta-D-glucan biosynthetic process. The transcript has a single exon. NCBI's taxonomy places the organism in Eukaryota, Fungi, Kickxellomycota, Kickxellomycetes, Kickxellales, Kickxellaceae. Gene Ontology annotation, molecular function: 1,3-beta-glucanosyltransferase activity. Gene Ontology annotation, cellular component: fungal-type cell wall; cytoplasm. The record is from RefSeq and is a predicted model, not a curated record.
GUUUAUUUUGUUUUUCUCCUCCCCCUUUCUCUUCUCUUCCUUGCCCUCAAAACCCCUACAUUCUCCUUUUUCACUUUCUAACGCCGACCUACACAAACGCAUAUCAUGAAAUUCUCUGCACUUGCCGCUGCAUGUGUCGGUGCUAUGGUCGCCGCACCGACGCUGGCCCUGGAUAACAUCGUUAUCAAGGGCAGCAAAUUCUUUAACGAAAAGACUGGCGAGCAGUUCUUCUUUAAGGGUGUUGCCUAUCAGCCGCGUUCUGGCGUGAGCGGCGAUUUGGACCCGCUGGCCGACCCGAUUGGCUGCAAGCGUGACAUCGCCGUGUUCAAAGAGCUGGGUCUGAACUCUAUCCGCGUGUACGAGGUCGACUACAGCAAGGACCACGACGAGUGUAUGAAAAUGCUGGAGGAUGCUGGCAUCUAUCUGGUGCUCGACAUGCCGUCGCCCAAGUACGCUAUUAACCGUAAAGCCCCGUACUGGGACGAGGAGAUCAUGGGCGAGUGGAAGAAGAAGGUUGAUGCCUUCUCCAAGUACUCCAACCUGCUGGCCUGGAUUGCCGGUAACGAGGUCACCAAUGACAAGGACACCACCCCUGCGUCGGCAUUCGUCAAGGCUGCUAUCCGUGACAUGAAGGCGUACAUCAAGUCCAAGGGACAUUCUACUCCAGUCGGCUACGCCGAUAACGAUGACAUGAACAUCCGUAUGAACCUUAUCGAUUACUUCAACUGCGGUGACGAGAAGUCGCGCGCCGACUUCUAUGGCAUUAACAUCUACAGAUGGUGUGGCGACAAGACGACGUUCAAGACGUCGGGCUAUGAGGAUGUGACCAAGAACAUGACUGAUUACUCGAUCCCCUCGCUCCUGACCGAGUUCGGCUGCAACAAGGUUCGCCCCCGCACGUUCCCUGAGCUCAAGAGUCUCUACGGCCCUGACAUGAACACCAUCUUCUCUGGCGGCAUUAUGUACGAGUACUCCGAGGAGGAUAAUGACUACGGAAUUGUGUCGGUCUCGUACGGUGACUCCAAGCUGACCAAGACUGGCGAUUACGAGAACCUGAAGAAGGCCCUGGCUGCGGCCAAGCCCAAGGGUGUCAAGAUGAGCGACUACAAGCCCGCUACUAAGGAGAGCACCUGCCCGACCCUUGGUCCCAACUGGCACAUCAAGUCGGAUGUCCUUCCGCCAACCCCGUCGACUGCCCGCUGCUCAUGCAUGAUGGAUUCUCUGAGCUGCACCCUUGCUAGCACCACCCUCACCAAGGAUGAGGGCACCUCUCUGGGUGAUGCCAUGGGCUACAUCUGCGGCCAGACCUCGUGCGAUGGUGUGAGCCACAACACCACCAAGGGCUUCUAUGGCGACUACUCGGCUUGCUCCUCUGCCCACCGCUCGGCAUGGGUUCUUAACGAGAACUUCAGCAAGAGCAAGAAGUGCGACAUUGAUGGCGUCAAGACCACCACCGUCAAGUCCCCGAAGCAGAAGGACCAGGGCUCGUGCCUCAAGCAGAAGGACGACCUGAACAAUGAUGGUGCUACUAGCAGCGGCUCGGGCUCGAGCAGCAAGUCGCCGUCCUCGUCCUCCUCGUCCUCGUCGUCUGGCAAGUCGUCAGCUAACGGGAACGCUGCUAGCGCUGUGGUCUCGGUGCAGCUUUUCUCGUCUGCCAUGGCUGUUGCUGCGCUUUUUGCGCUCUUCUAAGGACUCCAUAUCCAUUUUAUGAGCUCUACAAACACUACUCCUCACAACUCUCCGUUCUUUCGAAAUCUAAAAUUUUUCCGUUUACGCAAAUAUGACAUGACAGUUUUCUAAA